UUUUCCUUUUUUUAUGUUAAUAAUAUCUGCAGUGUUGGUAAAUCCGCAAUAUUGUGUGGCCAGAGCUCUAAUGGAAACUUGAACGAGUUUUAAGAAAUUAUUUUACGUAUGGCAAACAUUCUCAAUAUGUAAUCGAAAGCCGUUAGUUUCAUGCAUUCAACAUGGUAAUAUUUGCAAAGCGCCUUUCGGUCACACUGUUAAAUCAUCGGUCCCGCUAAAUUCUUGAAUUUGUAACACGUUAAAAGCGCGUUUUACAUACACGACGAUGAAUGGAAUACAUUUAAGCUUCUUGCCGGAGCAGCUCGACGACGACUUUGCAGCCAUAUGUGCUGCACUGACCCCACGGAAUGUAAUUGAAACAGAAUUAUUGCUGCACUUUCUGAAGAGAAGUGCAAAUGAGUUUUUCAAUUACAUCGUUGAGUAUUCCGAAAACGUAUUAAAUGACACAAACCGACUCAUAAGGAAACGGGAUAAAAAUAAGUCAUUAAAACAAGAAAUAUCUUUUUUGAACCAAAUCAUAUACCGGACGCCAACAAACAGUGUUGUAUUUAUGGAGGCACUUUUCUUUCGCAUUGCUUACUUUUUUCGUAAUGAAAAAUUUUCCAUGGCAAAAAGAGAUAUUCUAUACCUAAAGAGUUUUGAAUCCAAUCAUAUGACGGCCCAGCAAUUAGUAGAUGUGGAAACUUUUAUGUAUAUGAGUAAUUACUUCAUGAGAGAAAUGCGAGAGGCUCGCAUUUAUUUAGAUCAAGCGGAAGAACUUUUAGAUCAAUUCACGGCAAAAAAACUGUUACCUGAAAGCAGUAGAGUGCAAACCAUUUUGGGAGAUUUGAGUAAAUUUAAAGCGGAAAUCAGAGAAUUUACAAACAAUGCUCGCAUACAGUUUCAAAUCAAAAAGAAACCAGCAAAAGAAUCUUAUAUCAAUAGUGAUUGCGAAUUUAGAUCGGCACAGCUAAAUAAUGCUGGAGCGUUGGCAUGCAAUGAUAUAGCCAAGGGUCAAGUUGUUAUUGUGGAGCAGCCGCAUUUCUUUCAAUUUCUUGCAUCGUUUACGAAUUGCGAAGUUUGUGGGGUUUAUCAAGAACAUCUUUAUACUUGCCGUGAUUGUCGCUAUAGAAGCUACUGUUCAAUGACGUGCAUGAAAUCGGAUGGGGCCCAUAUAUAUGAAUGCUACGGUUAUAAAAUUGGUCUAAUACCAAUGUUGGAGGCGACAAUUCUAUUUCGAUGCUUUGUGCAAGUUGCUCAAUUUUUAUCGCCAGCAUUCAACAAAUUUAGGCGUAAAAAUGGACCAAUACGUGAUGCAACAACCGCUUGGCACUUUAUAGUAAAGCACUGUUCACUGUCUGACAGACAUCAAAAAACGAUUGUAGUUGAAUUCUUGUCUAGACAGCCGAACUGCAAGUUGUUGUCGAUCGACAAGUGGCGACAGUUGAUAACCAACUCUUUUCGUCUGGCCGUUUUUGUGCACAACGAUACCAUAAUUCAAGCGAUAUUUUUUGAUCAACUUGAAUUGUGCAAAGACGAGAGUAUUAAACUGAUUGGAGCAAUAUUAAUGCGUUUAAGCGUGCAUAUUAUGCUGAAUUCACAACGAGAUGAGCUGCAAUUUAUAUCACGUAAAUUUAACAGCUCGGCUUAUCCAGCAUAUAAACCGGAGAAUUUGUCUCGCAUGGAUGCGAAUGUCUUUGAGUACUAUGAUAUCAAUGCGCAUUCAGACUUUGUUGAUUGCUUUCAGAACCUUCAAGAGUUGACGCAGAACUCAAUUAAGCAGGUCCCUAAGGAUCCAAUGCCGAACACUCCACACUAUAACCCUAUGUCAAAGUUUAUAUGUAAACUCUUUGGUUCACUCAUCAACAAUGUAGAGAUAAACAAACUUGAGGAUUUGAUGCAUGUUAAACCCACCACAUCUGAGCUUAUUGAGGAACACUUAAUGCCAUUGAGUUCCUCAAAGCGUUGUCAUCUAUUGUCAGACAUAUUCAAUAACUACCACAAGUUUGUCUUUGAUUACUUUUCUUUGUGUGGAGCUACACGUCAAGAAAAAUGGUCGCUUUGUCCAAAACUAAGACAUUUGCAACAUUCUUGUGUUCCAAAUGUCGAACUUAGAUCUCUAAGUGACGGUAAAUAUUUGGCCAAAGCAGCCAUGGAUUUGGCAACUGGCACAGAGCUGACUGUUUGCUUUAAUUCUGUUGAGAUAUUGAAGCAAAAUCGCAAGGAACGUCACGAUAUUCUUCAGAAGAGUGGAAUCAUUUGCAGCUGUGACCUUUGCUCUCUGCCAGCGUACAUCGAACCAGAUAAUAUGCGUAGUGGCAUUUUGUGUACGUUCUGUGAUCAGGACAACAUAAUCACGCAAUUGCCAGGCAAAUGUAUUCAGUGUCAUGCCGAUUAUAAUGAACAAUUGCAACAGAUGAAAAUAUUUAUAUCACAGGUUCUAAGGCAGAUGGAAGUUAAGGAAUUAGAUCCAAACACUACUCAACGGGAUCUGGCUAUCUUAUAUGGAACAUACAACAGCUAUAUUACAAUGCACUUUUCAGAGUAUCAUGAGUUGCGUUUAAUUGGCAUACUCAGUUUUGUUGAAUUUCUAACAAAGAAUGGGUUUUUGAAACAAGCUACUGAUGUUAUUAUCGCAUUGCAUUGCUCUUACUACUCGUAUUUCGGCGAUAAUACAGAUUGCUUCAAAAAGGGCUUCGCUGCAUUAAUAUUUAAAAUGGUGAAAAAUAUUCUUAAAAGCUAUUUUGCGAAUCUAUCUCCUUCCUCAGUUAUUAAUAAAGAGCCGCUUAACCAAUUAUUGGUCAUCAUUUUGUAUACACUAAAGAAUCAGGAGCACCAUUUGGAUCCAUCCAUUGAUGAUGCAGAGACUUAUAACAUGAUUUUAGAUAACUAUGCACUCUAUUACAAUUGGAAGAGGAUUGUUAGUUAUCUUACUCUUAUGCCCAAGGCAUUGAAAGAUUAUUUGAAUCUAUCCCAAUGAAAUUCCGCUGAAUAUUGAAUGCUUAGGAAUAUCAAUGAAAUGAAUUUGAGAAAUGUGUUAAUUG
Drosophila albomicans is the source of this 3023-nucleotide messenger RNA. RefSeq lists its product as uncharacterized. The transcript is spliced from 13 exons. The record is from RefSeq and is a predicted model, not a curated record. The coding region runs from base 266 to 2959 and encodes 897 amino acids. NCBI's taxonomy places the organism in Eukaryota, Metazoa, Arthropoda, Insecta, Diptera, Drosophilidae.